Molecule: messenger RNA, 2264 nt
Organism: Meloidogyne enterolobii
Lineage: Eukaryota; Metazoa; Nematoda; Chromadorea; Rhabditida; Meloidogynidae
Source: the annotation of a GenBank genome assembly
AUGUUCCCACCAAUUCAACUGAACAAAGAAGUUAAUAAAGUUGUCCCCUACAAGUAUUGGUGGAAUGCUACACGCUUAGUGAACGUUGACAAUAAUACUACACCUGUUCAACAUGAUUUUAUGUCGUUUCGGGAUCCAGUUGCUCCUGCUUAUGUGGUUGUUGGGCGACCAGGCAACACGGAAGAGAAGGAGCAGUUAUCUGACAUCCCCUAUUUAGAGCGGAUUAAUCAAUACACCGAUUUUUCCAUGACUUUGCUUCAUUACCCAGGAUCAGUUGCCAAAAAGUCGUUGAUUACAGUAAGACAGGUGGAUGUACUUCAAGGCAAUGUUCCUAUGGAAUUUGCGUUGGAAAAAACAUUUACCUCUUACAAUAUCAAAGAAAUUUGUAAUUCCAUGGAGGGAAAUAUUCAAAAUAAAUAUCAGCUAGAAAGCAGUUAUUUAAUCAGUGAUAGAAAGCGGCACGAAAAAUUCUUGGAGGAUACAAUAGAAUUUUCAAUUCAUAAUUAUGCUGAUUUAGAAGAAAAAGAACCGGAUUUGGUUUAUCCAGCACUUUCUAAAAAUGGGGAUAUGGAUAAAGCAAAAGAAUUCCUUUUAAAAGAGAUAAGCAUUACUGCUGGUGAAAGUAGCAAAAUUCGAGCUUUGUUUCACUCCUAUAAUUUGAAAAGAGAGCAUCCAUUGGAUAUUUAUUUAGAUGAAAUGUACAAACUUGCAAUAAAAGGAGUUUGUGUAAGUAAUUACCAACAAAUCUUGAAGAAUCAGACAGAAUGGAAGAAUCAACAAGAUUGGAAGAAACAAGCAGACUGGAAGAAUCAACAAGUUCAAGAAGCCAUUAGACAAGUUACUCAAAAAAUUUUAAUGGACCAUUCAAAUAAACCUCCAGAACAAAAAAUCAGCAAUGAUAACAAGAGGAAGAAGUCAGCUACAAAAAAAGAAAAUUCACAACCUAAUGUUAAUGUAAAUGUUCAAAAAACUAUGAAUCCUUUUCAAAAUCUUUUUGGUAAAAAUAUAUUCGGGACAAACAAAGAAAAUGUACAGCCAAAUUUUGUAGCUCAAAAUGGUCCACAACAUGUGUUCCAUUUUCAAGCAGGUGCAAACAGAAAUGUCAAAAAAGAACAAAAUGAUCACUAUUUUAAAAAUGGAACUAAAAUAUUCGGAACAAACAAAGAAAAUAUUCAACCAACUUUUGUAGCUCAAAAGCCUGAUUCUACAAAAAAUGUAAAGAAAUCUGCUAGUUUUGCUCAGAAUAUCUCGACAGAUAUUCCGCAAAAUUUGAAUACUUCUUCGGUAAAUGCGAGCAGCACAACUGGAGGAUUAAAAGGAAUAUUGAAAGUUCCGCUACCAAAAUUUCCACAAACAAGUUCUCUCAAACCCGUUCGAGUAGAUACCAAUACUCAUGUCACAGCUGAUUAUUCCCCUCAAAGUUUAGACAAGCCAAAUUCUCCACAAGUUACAUAUCGUAUCAACACUCAAGUUAAAGUUGAUUAUGAACCUCAAAAAGACAUGAAAGGAGAAACAUUGAAAACAACCGAAAAAUCAAAAAACAAAGUCGAAAAAAUUCAAGAGGUUAAAAAACGAAAACGAAAUUUUAUCGGAAAAGUUAAAUGGAGCGAGGAUGAGCUUUAUGAUCUUACAGAUCUUAUAGCUUAUUUUUAUUAUAGAGCUUUGGUUAAACCCUCUUGUGAUAUGUCAAAAUUUCCACUUUUUAAAGGAUAUAUUGCUGAAAAUGGAGAUAAGAUUUUAGAAAUGAAUCCGAAUGUGGCGGAAAAAAUUAUUUCGAAUGAUAAAGCAGAUUGUGUUUUUAUUCAUUACUACAAAAGCAUUUCGAAUGAACAGGCGGAUUAUGGAACUUUGUUGGACAAAUUAUUUAGCUCAAAGGGGGUUUGUUUUCAAUUAUUAUUUGUUAGAGAUAGAGAUCUGACCAAGACGGGAAAAAUCUCAUUGUUUGAGAGACCGGUCAUGAAACUGAGAUCGAUCAUUGAAGAUCGAUCAUUGAAAUCUCAUUGUUUGAGAGACCGAUCAUGAAACACGACGAACAUCCUCUCUCGUCUCUAUAAUAGAUCAAUAUUUCUUUAUAUUAUCAUUCAACGACAAUUUUUAGUUAAAAUUUUCUGGAGACGAGAUUAAGAAGCGUGUCAGUAUUUCAGAAGACGGGCAAAAAGUGAUAUAUGACGCAGUACCUCUUCGAGUUGUUCUGCGAAAACUUAAAGAAGUAUCUGUUGAUGGAGAUAAAUUUUUUGUGAAGAAUCAGGAUCUAAUGUAUGUUG